GUAAUUGUUUACAUACCCGUCAGCUGAUCCACUGUCGGCGUGUCUGUCGUUGCAUACAAAACGGUCUGCCUUGAGUGUGCUUUGCGUUCACGCGGUUUUAUUCGUGAGCAGUGUGUCCUCUUUGGUUAGCACCAUAAGAAAUUAAAGAUACUUGAAUCGUAUGAAUUGCCCGAGGUGAAUGAACUUUAGUUUUCUUUUGUCACAAGUGUUGAAUGUGGCUGGAGUCACAACUGAAGGCACAUUAACCAAACAAUUAUUGGAACAGUGUUGCAAGACUGUAUCAAUAUCUUCGUGGAAUACAGUUAUAUUGCUCAGUGUUCUCAGUUUAGUAUAGUUUAUUCAACCAUCACAAAACUGCAGCUUAUAUCUUAUAUAUAAGGUGGAUACUCUCAAAGCUUGAACAUUUCAUCAAUCUAGACAAAAUUUACAUAUGACAAUGACAUUGCCUAUCAAGAAUCUCCCUCACUUGUGUCAGCUUAUCCUGAGGUGUCACAGCACACACAAGAGCAUCAUUCCAAGAUGUGUCAGUGCUGUGCAUGCAAACAACUUUGGCUGCCGAUCUUUGUUCACGCACAACACGGAGACUUAUGUCAAACUCAAAGAGAAGGAGCUGCACGUCAAUCCAGGCUUUGGUGUUCUUCAUGUCUCUGGAACAAUUGACUUCCAUAUCAGGCCAACAAAUGUGCAGGAAUAUCCAGAUGCAGACCGAGCCUUUGUGGCAGUGCACGGCCUGCCCUCUGAGUCAUGUGAGGACGUCACCGUGGAGUUGACGGGCGAGCAGAGGGACAUCCUGACUGUGUGUGCAACACCAAAGUCACAGAGAGUUUUUUGUGAAGUGAUGGUACCCAUCAAGUAUGACCUUGAUGUAAAGUUGAUGGAUGAAGGACGGCUCAAGAUCUCGCAGAUGGAGUCUGAUGAAGUGAAGGUGUUCACUGAGAAUGGAGAAGUGAACAGUCGUGGCCUUAAAAGUCACAACAUUCAUAUCACCACCGAAAAUGGACACAUUACAUCAGAUGGCUCAAUACAAGGAAAUAUCUUCAUCAAUGCUAAAAAAACACAUAUGAAGGCCAAAAGGUUGCAAGGCCUAGCACUGAACAUUGAAGCCAAGGAGCUGAGCACUGAGAUAGAGUCCUCCUACAUGAACCAGGCUCAGAUCAAGGCUGACAAGGGAACCAUCAAGAUCAAUAACCUCCAUGGGUGCACUGAUUUAUUAGUCAAGCAAGGCCAGAUUGUUGUCAAUGGAUUCCAUGGUCAGAUAGCUGGCUUUAUGGGCUCUGGCAAGGUAGAAAUGCAAGUCACAGAAGUAACAGGGCAUUCAACUCUUCACCUGAAGGAAGGCAGCAUGAAGCUUUCAGUGCUGGACACUCCAAGGCACACUUUGGAGGUGAAGGCCCCCUCGCUGUCCUUGAGUGAAGAGGUGAGGACCUGCGGUACUCUCUCACAAGACAAUAGCCAAGUAUUCACCAUCAGCAGUGAUGACCCUGAGACGAAUGCUUUGCAGGCCACAGUUGUCAGUGGAGAAGCACACGUUGAUUGUCAAAACUGGUUUUCUACUCUCGGAAUCAAAUUACCCAACAAAUGAACAGUGUAAUAUGGAGAGAAAAUUAGGUGAUAUUAUAGCUAAGGUUCUUUUCAUCUUGUUGUGAAGAACCUGUUAAUUGAAAAGAGAAAUUGGAUAAUCUCAAUAAUUUUCAAGUAAUUUAUUUGUUCACUAUGUAAUAUAGCAUAAUUUAUUAAAUAUGACAAAAGUUGUCUAAUAAUUCAUUAAA
This is a messenger RNA of Portunus trituberculatus (swimming crab), 1769 nucleotides long. RefSeq lists its product as uncharacterized. The transcript has 6 exons. The record is from RefSeq and is a predicted model, not a curated record. The coding region runs from base 431 to 1582 and encodes 383 amino acids. NCBI's taxonomy places the organism in Eukaryota, Metazoa, Arthropoda, Malacostraca, Decapoda, Portunidae.